AUGGUAUCCUACAAGAAUUCCCCCAUCGUACAUUCCCGACUAUUCCGUUCUCCUGAGGAGGCGAGCAAUACCAGCAUCACAUGGGCACAGUCUAAACGCAACUGGAAGCCCUUCCCCGGGUCCUUCUAUGUUGGAGACAUCGAUGUUCCUCUUCUCAGGACAUGGGACAGAAUGUCAGGAAGCCAGCCAGACGAGGCCGGGCACAUGUUUGCUAGAAACCGUGAGCAGCAACUGCGCACCGCGGAUGUGCGAAAAGAAACCCUAGAACUCCACCUCAACCACAGAAACUGGGCCGUUGCCACGCCGUACAUCUCGUUCCAAGCCUCGGAGCAGAGGCUACGAGAGUUGGCAAACUUCAGAAAGACCCGGCCGGGAAGGGCAACACAGUCUAUUACCGUUAUUGACCCGGAAGUUCGUCUCAGGGCCGGCUGGCCUGUUCUCAGUGUUGGAAAGGAGAUGCGGUACUACGGGAUCCAACAAGAUCCUUACGGCAAUCCGUCUGAGGAGCACAACGACCACUACAUCUGCCUCUGGAGGAUUGAGAAGGAGGAGAUUGUCGGCCACUGGCUUUGGGAUGACCUUUCCCAAGACCCCGACUGGUACAACACGGAAAUUCUUCCUGCGUUCCAACACUUCCGUCAAGAAAGGCGCCGACGCGAACAGGAGGAACAGCAGAGACUCGAGCAGGGGAGGCAGCAGGCGUUGGUGGAGAGCCAGGUGGAUGACCUUUUAGGCGCGAUGGGUGCGCUUGGAUUGGAUGAUGCCGUUGCUGGUCCUUCUUCAUCGGAGCAGUCCCCCAUCCACUCGAUCCAGGGUGAUGAGCAAGCUGAAGAUUCUGGAAUUGGCAGCGAUGAUGAAUCGGAAAGAACACAUGUACGGGCAAUGCUUUGA
Molecule: messenger RNA, 891 nt
Organism: Fusarium keratoplasticum
Lineage: Eukaryota; Fungi; Ascomycota; Sordariomycetes; Hypocreales; Nectriaceae
Exons: 2
Coding region: 1-891 (296 amino acids)
Source: RefSeq, a predicted model, not a curated record